Messenger RNA from Leptonychotes weddellii (Weddell seal), 839 nucleotides. RefSeq names its product lysozyme (gene LYZ). Gene Ontology annotation, biological process: defense response to Gram-negative bacterium; defense response to Gram-positive bacterium. The record is from RefSeq and is marked provisional. Lineage: Eukaryota; Metazoa; Chordata; Mammalia; Carnivora; Phocidae. Gene Ontology annotation, molecular function: lysozyme activity.
CGGUCAGCCUAGAGGUCUGGCUUCCCGGUCAACAUGAAGGCUCCCCUUCUUCUGGGGCUUCUGCUUUCCGUCACCGUCCAGGGCAAGGUCUUUGAAAGGUGUGACCUGGCCAGAACUCUGAAAAGACUUGGGCUGGCUGGCUUUAAAGGUGUCAGCCUGGCAAACUGGAUGUGUUUGGCCAAAUGGGAAAGUGAUUAUAACACAAAGGCUACAAACUACAAUCCCGGAAGCAGAAGCACUGAUUAUGGGAUAUUUCAGAUCAAUAGCCGCUACUGGUGUAAUGAUGGCAAAACGCCCAGAGCCGUGAACUCCUGUCACAUACCCUGCAGCGAUUUGCUGAAAGAUGACAUCACUCAAGCUGUAGCAUGUGCAAAGAGGGUUGUCAGUGAUCCAAAUGGCAUUCGCGCAUGGGUGGCAUGGAGAGCACACUGUGAAAACCAAGACGUCUCUCAGUAUGUUCGGAAUUGUGGAGUGUAACUGUGGAGUUUUCCUUCUGCAGCUCAUUGUAUCUCUUUUUCAUAUUACCAUUCUUUCAAAUAACACUUUUACACAAGCAGGAACAGAAUAUGGUCUUUCUUCUAAGUCUUCAUGUUUACGAAAUGUGUUUAUUUGAUAGCCUGUAACAUUUUUCAGUUUGCUAAUAGAAUAAUGCUGGUGAAAACUUAUCUAAAGUCUUGCCUAUCAAAUACAUCUCCAAUAUAGUCAGUUCUUAAAGAAAUAACCCCAACUUAAUCUUUAGUACUCCCCAAUAUUUUAUAAAAAUGUAACAAAAGAUCUUAAAACAAACAUCUUAGGCAAAAUCCUAGCUGAAUAGGCAUCUGUUCAGUCCUCUCCAAAAA